Messenger RNA from Miscanthus lutarioriparius, 903 nucleotides. Lineage: Eukaryota; Viridiplantae; Streptophyta; Magnoliopsida; Poales; Poaceae. The record is from the annotation of a GenBank genome assembly.
AUGGCGACAGUGCGGUGGCCUCUGGUCGCUGCCGCGGCGGCGGUCGCGGUGUCGCUGCUGCUGGUGGAGGUGGCGACGGCGGCGGCGCCGCGGAAGCCCGUGGACGUGCCGUUCCAGAAGAACUACGUGCCGACGUGGGCGCAGGACCACAUCCACUACAUCGACGGCGGGCGGGAGGUGCAGCUGUACCUGGACAAGUCCACGGGGACGGGCUUCCAGACGCGGGGGUCCUACCUCUUCGGCCACUUCAGCAUGCACAUGAAGCUCGUCGGCGGCGACUCCGCGGGCACCGUCACGGCCUUCUACCUGUCGUCGCAGAACUCGGAGCACGACGAGAUCGACUUCGAGUUCCUGGGCAACCGGACGGGGCAGCCCUACAUCCUGCAGACCAACGUGUUCACCGGCGGCAAGGGCGACCGCGAGCAGAGGAUCUACCUCUGGUUCGACCCCACCAAGGAGUACCACUCCUACUCCGUCCUCUGGAACCUCUACAUGAUUGCGUUCUUCGUGGACGACGUGCCGAUCCGCGUGUUCAAGAACACGAGCGCGGACCUCGGCGUGCGGUACCCGUUCAGCCAGCCGAUGAAGCUCUACUCCAGCCUGUGGAACGCCGACGACUGGGCGACGCGCGGCGGGCGCGAGAAGACGGACUGGUCCAACGCGCCCUUCGUCGCCUCCUACCGGGGCUUCCACGUCGACGGCUGCGAGGCCUCCGCGGAGGCCCGCUACUGCGCCACCCAGGGCGCGCGCUGGUGGGACCAGCCGGAGUUCAGGGACCUCGACGCCGCGCAGUACCGCAAGCUCGCCGACGUCAGGCGCCGCUACACCAUCUACAACUACUGCACCGACCGCGACCGCUCCGCCGCCAUGCCGCCCGAGUGCGCACGCGACCGCGACGUCUGA